This is a messenger RNA of Neurospora tetraspora, 2208 nucleotides long. Its product is annotated as fungal trichothecene efflux pump. The record is from RefSeq and is a predicted model, not a curated record. Gene Ontology annotation, molecular function: transmembrane transporter activity. NCBI's taxonomy places the organism in Eukaryota, Fungi, Ascomycota, Sordariomycetes, Sordariales, Sordariaceae. Gene Ontology annotation, cellular component: plasma membrane. Gene Ontology annotation, biological process: transmembrane transport. The transcript has 6 exons. Bases 279 to 2069 code for a protein of 596 amino acids.
AACCUCCCUUGCAGCUGGUGCCGCAACGAGACAAACCUGCCGGCAUCUGCUGAUAACCGGAACACCAUUCACUAGACUUUAUACUGUUGCCUGGGUGGGGGACCAGGAAUUCUUAUCUUUCAAGUCUUGAAAACUAUUUCUUCGGACAAAGUAGCCCGUGGGCAUUCUCAAUCACCCGACACCGCACGGAUCGUCACUGUCGUCAAGGUUGUCCAGUUGCGGCCGGAGGUGUCUGGACUCAAAUAUCCGGACUCGACAGACUCGGCAAACAGCCGUCGAUGCGACAAGCAAACAAGAUGGCCUCGAACGAGAAGGACAAAGCCUCGACCGGAAGCACGGCCGAGAAGGCCCUGGCUCACAACCCACCUUCCGGUUCGGAAAAGACAGAAGGCCCUCAAGCCAGCGCUACGAAGGCCCUCGACGGAACCCACCAAGCCUCAAGCACCUCGACAGACUUUGAGCAGCACAAUGAAGAUUCUACUCGUCUGAGUGUCCGCAAAGCAUUGGCUCUAGCAGCCUUAGCUUGCUGCUGGACCAAUGCGCAAGCUCCUCUGUAUCUGUUCGCUGCCGUACCUGUCUUCGUCUACCGAGAGCUUGGAGGAGUUGAUCACUGGGUCUGGUUCAUCACUGCUCAUCUACUCGCCACUGCCGCCAUUUCGCCUUUCGUUGGUCGUUUCUCCGAUGUAUUUGGACGCCGCUGGGUUGCUCUGGCUGGCAGCAGCUUGAUCGUUGUUGGCCAGAUCAUGUGUGGUGUUGCCGAGAACAUGGAUAUCUUCAUCGGCGGAAUGGCUCUAACCGGAAUUGGCACCGGCAUCAACGAGCUCACAGCCCUCGCGGGAACAGCUGAACUCGCCCCCAUUGCGCAUCGUGGCUACUACAUUGCCGGUAUGAUUCUCACCAUCAUCCCUCUUUUGCCAUCGGUCAUGUACUCCCAGAUCAUCUCGGCCUUCUCGACCUGGAGGUACAUCUCGAUUCUCACAGGCGGCUGGGCACUGGUCGGGCUUGUAAUGACUGCCCUCUUCUACCAUCCUCCUGCGCCGACAGAGGACCUCAACUGGAAACAAAAGCUUUCGCUCAUGAAGGAUAUGGAUGUGGUCGGUGGUGUCCUCUCUAUCGCUGGGUUGGCUCUGCUGGAAGUUGGUCUUCUGGGCGGAGGAUAUCAGUAUGCGUGGACAAGUGCGAGAGUCUUAGCUCCCCUGAUUUUGGGACUCUUCGCACUCAUUGUCUUUGGCCUUUGGGAAUUCAAGGGAGCCAAAACCCCCAUGAUCCCAAGAGACUUGGGUCCGGCCCCCCGUACACUCAUCAUGACCAUGAUCAUCACCUUCAUUUCCGGCGCCAACUUCUUUUCUGUUUUGAUGUUAUGGCCGAGCGAAGCGUAUAAUGUCUACGGUAACAAUCCCUACGGUGUCGGCUUCCGCGGCAUGCCCUUCCCCUUCGGCAUCCUCGCCGGCUGCGUCAUCUCGCUCUACCUCCUCUCACGCUUUCCGCGACACAUCAAAUGGAUCGUCCUCCUCACCUGCUGCAUCAUGACAGCCGGGUGCGGCGCCCUCGCCUCCGCCCGUCUCGACAACAUCCACACCAUGUACGCCGUCCUCUUCAUCGCCGGCCUGGGCGUAGGGGGCAUCGUGGUGCCGGCUUCAACAAUCGCCACCAUCAUCGCGCCGAGGGACUUUAUCGCCACCAUUACGGCCUUGACCAUCUCGAUCCGCAUCGUCGGCGGGGUGAUCGGAUACACGGUUUACUACAACGUGUUCAUCCAGAAGCUGGUACCCCAGCUUACGAAAUCCGUAGUGGGAGCAUGCAUAAAGAGCGGGAUCACCAACAAGGAAACCAUCGGCGCGGUGAUCGAGCUGACGGGCGCCUCGCUGGUGGACGAGAUUCGCAUGCUUCCUGGAGUCACGGACGACAGCUGGGCGGUGAUCGUGGCGGCCGGUCAGGAGGCGUACGUGAGGGCGUAUCCGUGGGUGUACUACUGCAGCAUUGCGUUUGGCGGAGUGUCAAUUUUGGCGAGCCUGGGCGUGGAGGAUAUCUCGGGCUUGAUCGAUAGGACGGUUAUGGUUCAUAUGUGAGGGGACCAUGGCUGGCGCCUUGGGGUGGCGUGGUGUGGUGUCUGUCUGGCGGUUUUCUCGGGUUUUCUUACCCCAUCAGCGCGGAGCGAUUUGACUUCUUAUCAGAGCGGCAAGCGAUGCGGUCUUUGUGAGUUUCGUA